AUAUUAUCUCCUUUUCUUGGAUAAAAAAAAAGAAUACAUUUGUGACUAUUCGAACUUAUGUUUAUAUAUACAAUUAGUUGUGUGUGUGCUGUCGUAAGAGAUCAUUAUGGGAUCAAUGGCUCAGAAGUCGGUUUUGAUGUUAUGCGGAGAGUUCAUGGAAGCAUACGAGACCGUAGUACCUCUCUACUUCCUCCAAGCGUUUAGCGUUAGCGUCCACUGCGUUUUUCCUGGUCGCAAAACUGGCGACAAGUGCGUCAUGGCGGCUCACGAUCUCCUCGGCCUCGAGAUAUACUCCGAGUUGGUGGUCGAUCAUCUAACACUAAACGCAAACUUCGAUGAAGUUAUCCCCGAGCAAUACGACGCCAUAAUCAUUCCCGGUGGACGUUUCACGGAACUUUUGAGCACUGAUGAGAAAUGCGUCAGCAUGGUGGCUCGAUUCGCUGAGCUUGAUAAGAUUAUUCUCACGAGCUGCCAUAGUCAGCUGCUGUUGGCGGCAGCUGGUCUACUCGCCCGUGGAAUGAAGUGCACGGCGUUCGAAAGCAUGAAGCCUUUAAUCGAGCUCUCGGGCGGCGCGUGGUGGCAACAGCCCGGUGUCCAAACCGUUUUCGACAUUACCGAUUGUGUCAUGGACGGAAAAUUUAUUUCCACUUUGGGUUGGCCAACGCUUGGAAAUACUCUCACGGUUUUGUUAGAAUCACUUGGCUCCAAGAUUACUUGUUCCAAAGAGACUCGGCCUUCUUUGCUUUUCUUGAUUGGGGAUUGUGUUGAAGAUUACAGUAACAACGUACCAUUUAAAGCGUUUCAAGCUCUGGGAUGCAAAGUGGACGCAGUGUCACCAAACAAGAAGAAGGGUGAAAAAUGUGCUACCAUCGUUCACGACCUGGAGGAGGGAAGGCAACUUCCUACCGAGAAGUCCAGCCACAACUCCUAUGUGACUGUCGCCUGGGAAGAUGUCUCUGUGGAUGAUUAUGACUGCAUUGUGGUUCCCGGAGGAAGGUCGCCGGAGCUCUUGGUGAUGAAUGACAAAGCCGUUGGAUUAGUCAAGAAGUUUGUUGAGAAAGGCAAGAUUGUUGCUGCCAUUGGAAUGGGCAACUGGCUACUUGCAGCUACCGGCGCUCUUAAGAAGAAGAGAUGUGCAAGUGAUUACGGGACAAAGGUGGCUGUGAAGGUUGCUGGUGGUCAGAUCUUGGAAUCAGAACGAUGUGUGACGGACGACAAGCUGGUCACAGCGGCAACAACUUCUGAUCUGCCUGCAUUUGUGUAUGCAUUGUCGACUGCACUUGGUCUCUCUGUUGUAUUCUAAUGUCAUUGUCUGCACUGAACCAAACCAAUAAAGAUCCAAACCGAACUGGAUAUCUUAUAUAUAAAUAUUAAAUACCAUAGGUCUUCAACUUAUGUCUCCAAAAACAUAAAAACCCUUAAUAAAUCCAAAUUAAACCCGAACUGAACACCCAUGCCUAAAAAUUGCCAUUGCUACUACCACUAUUUAAAAGUUAAAACACAAGCAACAACGUUUCUCACCAUAAAAAUAAAAUAUGCAAACUACUUAACAGUCUCUCUUGUCUCAUCUAAACUCUAGCUACACACCAAGUUGCUUCUUGAGACUCGCCUUAUAUAUCUCCGAAACAGCACUAGCAGUAUCAGCAACACGAGUUUUCACCUCCAAGAUCUUCGAAUCCAUAUACUCCUUAUGUUUCGAUAUCGAAUCAAUAAGCGCAAAUAGCUUUGCAGCAGUAGCUUGAACCUCCGCUUCACUCUGCUUCGCCUCUUCUUCCAAUCUAACCUCCGAAGCUUUCAACAUCUCCGCAGCUUCUUUCUCCACAUCCUCAAGAUUCCUCUCCUCAGUUUUCAAACCCUCCGCCAUUGUUUUAACCUCCAAGUCGCAUUUUGCAGCAAACUCCUGAGCUUCCUUCUUCACUAUCCUCAUCUUCUCCUCCGCUUCAUUGAUCUGCAACUGAAUCGACCCGAGAAGACGCUUUCUUGACUCCAUCUUGGACGCCAACUCAGAAGCCUGUUCUUGUAACGUAACAAGCUCCUCCACCUUCUUCAUCGACCCUUCUUUGACCCCAUCGUACAACGAACACAGAGCUGGCUUCACCACACCUUUAUAGUCCACACCCAUCACCUCACCAGGCUCAACCCCUCUCUCAUUCACAGCAAACUGAACAUCCACCUUCAGUCUCCUCAUAGCUUGGUUACAAUCAAUAGCAAGCCUCUGAAUCUGAUGAAACUGAUUACUAAUCUUCGAGUUAAGCUCCCAAGCUUUCUGCUCCCAACCAUCUCUAGCAACCUCAGCUUCCUCAACACCUCUCUCCACAGCCACCAACUCUCUCUUCAUCCUCUCCACAUCUCUCACAUUAAAACUCUGCUCCUCCACACUCUUCUUCAACUCCUUAUUCUCUUCACAGAUCCUCUCCUUCUCUUCCUCCUUAGCAGCCAACUCCUUCUCUUUCUCCUCCACAACCUUCUCCAUCCCACGUGUCCUCUCACUACGCUCCGUAACCAUCGUAUAAAACUUGUUCACAUCUUUCUCCAAUUCAGCUUUAACUCUCUCAAGAGCCUCUUUCCUCGAGGGACCUUUCCUCAGAGCAUCGAGUUUCGCAUCUAACUCUCCAGAAACCUUCUCACAGUUAGAGAUAGUCUCAGCAAUACUAGCCUUCUCAGCUUCUAACUUCCCCAAGAAAUCCGAAUCAAGAUCGUUAACCAAAUCAUCCUCAUUGCGAAUAAAAUGACGGAAGCUUUGAAACCCGAACAAUCGCAUCGAGUUAUCAUCCGGCGCCACGGAGGGGUUAGACGCUAGAUAUUGACGGAAACGAGCGUACUGAACCAACCAGUUCGCCACGGCGAGGACGUUAGGCCAAUUGUGAGGCGAGUUGGGAGCGCGGAGAGUGGAUUUAGUGAGCUUGAAAGGACAGUUAACCGAUUUGAGGAAGAAGACGACGUCCUCGUCCCAUUUGAGAGUGUCGCAGGGGCAAUCGACGGUUGAGAGGAGGAAUUUUAGGGUUUCGGAGAUGUCUUUGACGGGAGGGACGGGGUUGGCGCGGAGAGAGAUGGGGAAGUUGUGUGAAGCGAGGAAAGUGUUGAUUGAUCGGAUUGUUGAGGAUUGGUGAGAUCUGUCGGUGUGUAGAUCUCGGGUUAGGCCGAUUGAGGAGGGGCGGCUGCUUGCGAAGCUUGCGUCGGAGUCUCUUGAGUUUGGGAUGUGACGGUGGUGUUCUACUGAUGGUGGUGGUGGCGGUAGGGCUCCGCCGAAGAUAUCGGUUGCUUUUCUUUUGCCGGUGACUUUGCUUCCUCUCAUCUUUUUGAUUUUUUGGAUAAGGAAACGCCGAGAAUGGGGAAUUAUUGCGGAGUGGAGUAGGUUUUGUGAUUUUGUUUUGUAGUUUGAAAUUUGAAUUUAGGGAAAGUGUAACCUAAAUUUUUUUUUUGUUCUCAACCCUUAUUUUUCC
Molecule: messenger RNA, 3443 nt
Organism: Eruca vesicaria subsp. sativa (arugula)
Lineage: Eukaryota; Viridiplantae; Streptophyta; Magnoliopsida; Brassicales; Brassicaceae
Source: the annotation of a GenBank genome assembly